Messenger RNA from Prunus mume (Japanese apricot), 708 nucleotides. RefSeq lists its product as uncharacterized. The record is from RefSeq and is a predicted model, not a curated record. NCBI's taxonomy places the organism in Eukaryota, Viridiplantae, Streptophyta, Magnoliopsida, Rosales, Rosaceae.
AUGGCCAGUGCUCAGACACUGGUGUGUGUGAAACAAGUGAAGCAAGAGGAACCAGAAGAGUGGGAUGAGAGCAUGCCAUUGCCUGGAGAUAUAAUUGAAGGGUUUUAUAAUUCUGAGAGUAGUGAUACUAUUGCUGAUGAGUUUUUUGUGCCUACCAAAGCCAAGUCAGAGCUUACCUCACAGCUUGCUAAGUUCAGCCAUGUUGAGGUCAUUUGGGUCAAGGUGAGAAGAGGUGAGAGCACACUCAAGCUCCAGACCUGUGUCGUGGCUGAGAAGAUUUCGAUGCUUCAGAGAAGGUAUACCAUUAGAGCAGCUACAGAUGACAGACAUGUUGCAAUUUUGGGGGACUUGACCUCAGACCAAUGUUCUGAGCUUCAGGAAUUGAGCAGGAGUUUGGUAAACGUGGUGUACAGAGGAUAUAACAAAAGGGGAGUUAAAUAUGACUGGAAGAUGAAAGUUGGUAGCUAUUUGCCUGACCAACGUUGCACAAUUGUUAGCUCCAUUUUGUUCAUGCCACUGCCAGGCGAGAAAUGCACUGAGGCCACAACAGCCAGGUGCAUGGCUUGGUUUUCUGCAGCAGUUGCUUCAGGGGUUCCUCUUGUUUUUGUUAAUAUUCAAACAGAACAGAUCGUGUCAUCGGUAUCAAUCUUUCUUUUUAGUCAUCUUGAAUUGCUAGUUAGUAACCAUUUUAUUCUCCGUUUUAAUUAG